CAGAGCAGAAGCUAUCACCCUCUGAACCCAAGUGUCCUUGACUAUCAGUGAUAAAUAAAGACUAGUUUUAUUUCUAAGAGAUCAAAUGGAACCAAUGGUAUUUCAAGCAAUUGUCAGCCUGCUAUGUUUGUGUACUUCUCUAGGCGAAGCUUCUUCAACAUUUGAGCUUGCUCCUGAAGAUUAUCUACGAUGGAACUAUACUUAUUUCAACGAGAACUGUACUUAUGUUACUGGUGAUAGAAAUCCAUGCCAAGAUAUAAGAAUAUGCAAUUUUGCUGUUGCAUCCCAAGCUCUUGGUGGCUGGCCUACUUUGUGCGGGUGGGUACAUAUUAAAGUACCCAAAGUAUGCUGUGGCUUACCGUUAGUUCUCGGUCCUAAACUUAUGAAGAAAACUGAUGAAGAAAAAGCAAGAAAGAGAGAAUGUGGAACGAAAUUAUAUUCUACAAGAUUAUCUCAGACGGAGAAUCGAUUUUUUGAAAUAUUACAUGGAUUACCUCCGGUGGAUACAAGCAACCCUGAUAAAUUUGAUCCUCCUUUGGAUCUAGCUGAAGAAACUAUAGUAUCACCUACUGGAGGAGUUCCUUCGAGACAAGGAGAAUUUCCCUGGAUGGUUUCCAUACAUAAAGCUGGACGCCACUGGUGUGGAGGAAGUAUAAUCGAUAGAAUCCAUGUCUUAUCUGCUGCUCACUGCUUUGUAUCUGAAAGAGCAAAGAUUCCGGAUCCUAAUAUGUAUACAGUAUAUGUGGGAAACAUCCAUCUAGACAAAGGAUUCCCUUUCAGGGUGCAGAACAUUAGUAUACAUGAAAAAUACAUUAUUAGACUGCAUUAUCAUGACAUCGCAUUACUGACACUAAAUGAAGAAAUACUGUCCCCAGUAUUCGCACAUAUCUGCCUCCCACCUCCGGAAAUUGCAGCCAUGGACUUAUCUGGUCGCAAUACGACUGUAUUAGGCUGGGGCCACACUGAAUUUGGUGCAGACAAGGGAAUUAGUCUGAAUGACUUCUUAGAUAGGAUUGAUCUCAUUGCCACUCAUGUGGGUUGGUCAGAUGAAGAUAAGUUAACAGUGAUCAGAGUCAAGGUGGCAGGUGAGGCUGCAGAAUUAAUUAGGAAUAAUCCUAGGUUAAAGAAAGAAGCCAGUCUUGACUAUGUUGUGAAAGCGUUGAAAGAGAGGUUCAGUUCAGUGCACCAAUUUGCACUCUACAUCCGUGCUCUUAUUCAGGCUUUUCAGAAACCCACGAGUCAGUGCGACAAUUUGCAGCACUAUGGUGCUUUAUUAGGAACUAAAUUUCUUGCAGACCACAAUAUGCAUUUGGAUUUCUCCACUUCUCAACUCUUAGGAUCAAAUUUAAUUCUUAAAUGGAAUCCAAGUCAGCCUAGUGCUAUGAAUAAUAAGAUUUUCUCAACUUCAGUGUCUCAGUCAUUUCGUUACUCUGUAACCAAACAUAAAUUACCACCUUUUUCUGAAAAUAUCAUUAAGCUCACUGCUCGUUCUGAAAAUUUCACUACUGAUACUGUCUUAAUUGAACCUUUAAUAGAACAUGCUCAAAGUCAAUUUUCCAUAGCCAGGCAAAAGCCUUACAAAGUACCUUACCAUCUCAGGGAUGAAUUAGAUAGACAGGUAGCAGAGCUGCUUGAAGCCAACAUCAUUCAAGAAAGUGACAGCCCUUACAGUGCUCCUGUUUUAUUUGUUAAGAAAGCGGAUAACACCUACCGUUUAGUCACUGACUUCCGCAAGUUGAAUGAGAAAACGAUAGAAGACAGUUUUCCUCUGCCUUCCAUGAUUGAAUUGAUAGAACA
Molecule: messenger RNA, 1797 nt
Organism: Stegodyphus dumicola
Lineage: Eukaryota; Metazoa; Arthropoda; Arachnida; Araneae; Eresidae
Product: venom protease-like
Biological process (GO): proteolysis
Molecular function (GO): serine-type endopeptidase activity
Source: RefSeq, a predicted model, not a curated record